GAGGGCUGGCCUGGUGUGGGGUGGUGCCCCAUCCUCAGGUUUGCCCGUCCCUUUGGCUUCCAGUGUUCCCCCUGCUGUCCCUGGGUCCCCAGCUGAGCCCACGUGGGGACAGCCCUGCGGUGAGCCUGACCGAGGACAGCGUGCACCUGGAGCAGAGCGUGGUGCGUGAGUGCGUGAGCACAGCAGGCGUCCAGUGCCUCCUGCUGGAGGAGGUUGUGGAGCCGUGUGGAUCUUCGGCCUCACUGCCAAGGACUCUGGAUGGCUGACAGCCCUGAGCAGCGUCGUGAAGACCACGUUCCACUACGAGUUCCGCCACCUGCGACACCGAACUGGAGAGCCCUGGCCAGAGGACCGCCUGCUGCCAGGAGGUGUCCGCAUCCUGCAGGGUCUCCGCGGGGGUUACUGUGGUUGUCACCUGAACCCCAUGUCCUACACCCAGCACUGCAUCACCACCAUGCCUGCCCCCUCCUGGAAGUGCCUACCUGCUGUGGAUGGGGACUCCCAAAGCCAAGGUCCCAAUGACAGCAGCUUUGAGCCAGCCAGUGGAGUCCUCAGCCAGGAGAACCGGGGCCUGAGCUUCCUGCUGAAGCAGGAGGACCAUGAGAUCCAGGACGCCUACCUGCAGCUCUUCACCAAACUGGAUGUGUCUGUGACGGAGAUGAAGCAAUAUGUCCCUCAGAUCGACAGGCUUCCGUCCACCUUCACGGAGCCCACCUCAGGUGGGUCCUGCGAUCCCCGCUAGGCCGAGGAGGCCUCGUCGCCCCCGCUCGUCAGUGAAGAAAAUGAGAUGGACAGAACCGACCACGGGGGCAUGAAGAAAGUGUGCGGCAAGCUGUCUGAUGUGGAUCGGGAGGACUCGGGUCAUGACACCAUG
Messenger RNA from Vicugna pacos (alpaca), 874 nucleotides. The record is from RefSeq and is a predicted model, not a curated record. Lineage: Eukaryota; Metazoa; Chordata; Mammalia; Artiodactyla; Camelidae.